GCUGCCGCUUGUAUGAGUUUGAUAGCCAAAUCAGAGGCGACUAUUUAGAAGCGGGUUUUUUUUUAUUUCAUUGUUCCGACAUCAUUGUGUUUCCUUUACCUCUGCAGGAGUUAUCUCUUAAUCGAAAACUUUCGGUCUGCUGCGGGCGUGAGCAGCUUGCUUAAUGGUUUGGAGCCGUUUGAUGCCCGUGAAAGAAUUUCUUGGGAUGUGCCCCCGGAGGAGGCGGUCUUAGCUGUGCUCUUGGGGACCUGGAGAGAGUUGAUUCAGGCGGCGCACUCUAGCUGCAGAGAGCACCUAGAGAGCACAGAGGCGCUCCGAGCCCCGGCCCAGCACUCGGAUCUGCGACGACAGCUCGCUCAGACACCUCACUGGUCUCCACCGCCCAGGGGCCGCAGGCAUGGAUGGGUUAGGAAACGCCACGGACCCGAGCUGUCUCCAGCAGCCGCCGGUUGCCAUCGACAUCAUAAAGGACCUGGACAUCUUCGGGAUUAUCCUGUAUUCGGUUCUCACACUGAUGGCCCUGCUGUCUGUGCUCAUAUACAUGGAAGAAGCAGUUUACAUCUACAAGAAAGUUCCCUCUCCAAAAAAAUCGGCCAUUAUGUGGGUCAAUGGUGCAGCUCCUGUGAUUGGCGUCACGUCUUGUGUUGGCAUGUGGAUCCCUCGCUCCAGCAUGUUCACAGACUUCACAGCUGCCUCGUACUUCGCCAUCGUUAUCUACAUGUUCCUCGUGAUGAUGAUCGAGGAGUGCGGAGGCGACGAGGCCUUCCUAAAGCGCUGCGGAAGAGACCGCCUGAGGAUCAGCACGGGGCCCUGCUGCUGCUGCUGUCCCUGCCUGCCGUAUGCGGGCAUCUCCAGACGAACCCUGUUCUUAUUGAAGGCAGGAUCUUUCCAGUUUGCUUUACUGAAAACAGUCUUCACCAUCCUUUCCAUAGUGCUCUGGGCGAAUGGGAACUUCGAUCUCGCCGACUUAUCCAUCACCGGUGCUGCUAUAUGGAUAAAUCCCUUUGUUGGGAUUCUCACAAUCAUUGCUCUGUGGCCCGUUUCAAUUAUAUUCAAACAUGUCCAGGGGUUGCUGCGCAGCCUGAAGAUUAUCCCAAAGUUUGCCAUGUAUCAGAUGGUGCUCAUUCUAAGCCAGCUCCAAUCUGCCAUCAUCAACAUCCUUGCCAUGGGCGGCACCAUCGCCUGCGCGCCCCCAUUUUCAUCCCAAGCACGGGGGACCUUUAUGAACCAGCAGCUGCUCAUCAUGGAGAUGUUCAUCAUCACCCUGGUGACGAGGAUGCUGUACAGGAGGGCGUACGACCCCCUGGACAAGACAGAUGAGCACGAAGAGGACAACAAGGACAACGCCAAGACCCUGCUGCAGGCGGGCUGCGGGGAAGAUGGGGUACAGAGCGUGUGAGAGCAGGCCGGCGCUGGGUGUCCGCAGUGUGCGCGUGACCCCCUCCCCUGUGUUUCUCCCAGGACCAGCACAGCUCACCAGAGCACGAGGGGAGGGGGUUGGAUUCAGGAUUCCUGCAAGACAAAGAGCCCCAGCCAACACCUCCAGCAGUCCUCCUCCUGCUGCUGCUGAGCCAAGGCCACGGCCUUCCAACAGCGGCCCACCCGAGCCCACGCCGGUCAGAGUGCAGGCAAAGGCUGGUGGGGGCAUGCAACUGAUACAGAGGGGCGUUUUAGUCUUGUGGCUGAGUGCAGGUGAAGGCCAGCAGCGCACCAGCUGUGAGAAGAGGAGGAGUGGGACCCAGUAAAGGGCUUAGUGCAGAAAAUGCUCAUCAUGCAAGCAAGUCUACCAGCGCAAAGCAAUUUCCAAACCUUAACUACUUCUUCAUGCCAUUAAUUGGGGGGUUUCAGUAAUUCACAUUGCAGAAUACACAUUAUUUGAUAGUUGUGUCCACGUGUACUAUCUGGAAUAUUCCCAUUACAGAAAGCACUUCACAUGGCUCAGCCCAGGUAACAAUUUAAUAUCGGCUCCCAGGCCGUUACAAAAACGAUCCUUUUAGUCACGGAAGCAGAGCCCUAGAAUGUUCCCCGAACGUUUUUCAAGUUCGUGUUCCAGAUGGGUUCAGAACGUUAUGGUUGGAACAGCUGUAGCAUUCUCAAUUGUAUUGUAGGACAGUGAUCAAUGAAUCGCCACCACAGAGGUGAUUUUUCACUCUGCAGCCCUAGUUGUUUUAUUCUUUCUGCUUUUCUUCUGCCUCCGGUGGGAGUUCAGGACAAAACGCCUUUGGAGCAGGUGUGGAAGUUCUUUUACUUGUAAGCUCCUCUCCGCAGAGUGACCGGCCUCCUUCUGGGCUGAAAAAAUAGCGCUCUAUCAAUGUCCACUCAUGCGGACACAGCAUUAUAAAAAAACCUUGAACUGAGGAAAAAGUCCAUCAGGUUGGGGUUUGUCUGAGAUUCCCCCUGCUCCUAGACCAUGGGGUCUGCCCAGAAUCAAGUCUGUAUCAUGGUAGCCAUGUGCGUUUGACGCAGAGGAAUGGGAAAGUCCAGGAAUGACAGGAAAUGUACUAAAACACAACAGUGGUAGUCUAGGUCUGUGUUUUCUUCCCCAGUGAUAGCUCUGCAAAAUACUUAGUAUAUUAAAGUCACAUUAAGCACCUGCAUAAUGCAUGAUACAGUAUAAGUGGGCUUCACAGUAAGACUAAAGGUAAUGCCGUGUGUAUUAAUGAAAACCCUGAUUUUAGAAUUACAAAUUAUGUGUUUACCUUAGUAUCUUAAAGUGUUCCCAGUAUUAACAUUGUAUUUGACUGUUUAUUUAUUUAGCAUAUUAUGUUUCAGGACUUCCUGAAGAAACUCUUCUUACUCAGCCACAAGACUAAAGCCCCAUUCUAAUUGCUGUGCCAGUUCCUCCAUAGGCUUCAUUCUCUACAGAUUGAGAUCUCAGCGUGUCCAACAGAAAAGGCAAAUUAAAAAUUCCAAGUGUCUCCUGGUGAUGUCGUUAGUUUUUAUUACCAAAAUUGAACAAGCCACAGAUCAAUAGGCUACACUAGCAAGUCCACAAUAUACAAUCCAUACCACCUAAUAUUCUGGUUCUUGAUCUUCAAGCUCCUUAAGAUUUUUUUUUUACUUAUUAAGUUUAAACUUGAUAUCAUAUCACCAGAAGGUCAUCUCUGAACCCGCUAUCCUGCUCAAGAAAGCCUUUUUUGCCAAUGAUCUUCAGCUGGAGAUCACUCAAGGAAAGAUCCCAGUAUCUUCUCUUAUUAAAGUGGUUGUGACAGACAGUCUCGUUGAGCUCGGACCCUGACCUGCACCAGUACCAGAUAUGGGUACCAGGCACAUCGUGAGCACUGAUGUCACGAUUUGGUUUCAGCUCAGCAGUACAGUGUUGUGUUAUGUUGUGGUGUGGUGUGGUGCGGUGUGUUGUGUGUUGUCAACAGUGAGCUUCACUGUGAGGGCUGGUCUGGCCCCAGCCUAGGUGAGCCAGUGUAAAAAGGCCACAACAGGACACUUUUCUUAAAAUAUCAAGUUUAAAUUUAACAAUACAGUCGCUGGAAUCUUCACAACAAAAAUGAACAUCCUCUUGGACUCUACCUUUAGGUACAGCUUACACUGCCCUUUUGAAAACAUUGCUUUUCAUGCUCUGAGCGUAUUGCACAGUCAGCAGUGAAAGAUGCAUUUGCAUUCAUUCAUUUUCUUGCGUAUUACAGAAAAAUUCUGAAUUAUUUCACAUUGUCUUUCCUAAACCCACCUCACCCUCACUGUCAUUGAUCUCCCACACUAGUGCCGACAGGAGAAAACAGACAGUGAGCAGCAGAACAACCAGGUUUCAGUCUGGAUGUCACAGAGGUGCAAACACAGCAACAAUUGCUCAUGUAUCAUUUUAACACAAAUUCUACAACUUUAAUUCUUAUUACUGUAUAGUAGUUGGAAGCUUUUAUACAUCCUGUUUUUAUUAACUUAAAGUAAACAAAAAAGUACAUCCAAAACUAAAAAAAACGAUCACAUUGAAGUUUAUCAAGUUUAUCAAAGAGAGGAACUGGAGUUAAAAAAAUAAAAGUUGCUUUAAAUUGUAUCUGAUAUGGUUAUCAGAUCAUUCUGCUUAAUGUGUGGACUGAAAAAAAAAGAAAAACAGAAAGCCAAAAUAUAAACCCAAGAAUCAGUUUGCUUGAAAUAAAAAUGGAACCUGAAGCUGGCCUUGUUAUCUAAAUGUAACACUGCAGGUAUUUCUUUAUGUACAUUCCAGCUCCCUGAGCUAGGACACUUACACUGGAGCACCUUUUCAUAGAAUAGUAAGUCCAGUACAAAUCGCACAGCAUAGGAUAUGAACAAAGGGUUAGUGAAAAAUAUUCUAAAAAAAAUAAAGUCUGUAUUGAAGUAUUUUGAAUGUAUUUAAUUUUUCAUUUUUGCUGUUUAUUGCCAGAACAGAUGAGGACAAAACAAAGAAUACAAAAAAACAGGGAUAUUGUUUGUGUUCUUGACAAACCGGUCACAAUGGUGAAAUUGUGCGAGUAGAAUUCCAUAGUCAAAUGGUGAAUAAAAUUCACGAACUGGAGAACAUCUCAGUCUUGUCUGGUUUUAUCCAAAUUCUUAGGUGUGUUUUGUUCUAGUUAUAUUUUCUGCUUUGUGCCUUUUUGUUUUUCUUUGUAUCUGCUUUUAUUUGCAUGUCUCAGUCUUUCCGGGUGUUGUCAGAGGUGAUGCCACUAGCGCUGUGUUGCCAUGUGUUCAGUCUGCAGUGUGCACAAUUACUGGCUCAGACUCAAUCAGGACAAACUGCCAGCUCAGCUUUUCUUUGGACAGACGUGUCUUUCUUCUGUUCAGUGGAAACUCACCGUGGUGGACUGGGCCUGUAACAGUGAUUAGCGCAUGAGCCGAAGAGUCUGACUCUGGGCCUUCAUGAAGGUGAGGUAGAUUUCCGAAGUGUCCUGUGGCUCAGGCUGGUGGUGAACCCAUUUAGAGAGGAGGAAUUAAAACACUAGUUAUUGAGGGUGAUUGGUCUGGGAUUUUCAGCACAGUCACCAGGGCUGCCUGAGGUUCAGAAAGGAGUCAGGCUGCAGAAUAAUACAAGACUCUGUGCUCAGAAGAUAUGGACACCGUCAUCAUUAUCUUCAUCAUCUUGUUAAAGCUCUUUGUCAUAUGAUGCCAUCUUCCAUUGUGUGUUUAUAUCGGUUUGUUUUUUAAACAAAAGUGCAUAUAAAUAGAAAAAAAAGAAAUAGAAAGGGGUAUUUUUAUAAUACCUAAUAUCUUAAUUGAUGUACCAACAGGCAAACAAUAACAAAUAUGAAGUAUAUAUAUUUUGUAAUGAGUCGUGUCCUUGACUUUGCAGUACGCUUUUAGUUUCGAAGUAAAGAGGUGAGAUUAAGGUGAGAAAAUGAGCAGUCCUCCCAGUGCAAACUUGUGGAAUCAGAAUUCCAGAGAGAGCGUUCUGGGAUUACAAGAUAUCAGUUGUUGUGUGAGCUAAUAAACGGUUGAAUUU
Lepisosteus oculatus (spotted gar) is the source of this 5407-nucleotide messenger RNA. RefSeq names its product solute carrier family 51 member A (gene slc51a). Gene Ontology annotation, biological process: transport. Gene Ontology annotation, molecular function: transporter activity. Lineage: Eukaryota; Metazoa; Chordata; Actinopteri; Semionotiformes; Lepisosteidae. Gene Ontology annotation, cellular component: membrane. The record is from RefSeq and is a predicted model, not a curated record.